GAUUGUGCCGCUUUCCCCUCUUCUUGUAAUAAUUGCUCAACAAGUCUGUGUUUUUUGUUUUUUUGGGGGUGUGCCCCUCCCCCCCCAAAAAAGGUCUGUGCACUACCCUUCUCAUGACAGAGAGACACGCGCAAAGAGUGAGAAAUACAAACCGUGUGCACGCACACUCACACCGCUCAUGGAGACGCUCCAGUCCUCCAGUGACCUGAAGCUGUUACCUCCGCUGGAAAGUGGAAUCGGAAUUUCGCGGCUUACUGACGGGAUGACAGAAGUGAUGAACACCUGUGAUUCGACGGUGGGAGACUUCACCGUCGGAGGUGGGCCAGCAGACGAGGGUAUAUCCUUUCAGAUCUUUCCGGACUCCCUCGAGCGGUUCCCCAAGCUGUCGAAGCGGCUUCCGUCCAUCGUGGUGGAGCCCUCCGAGAGUGGGGAUGUGGAGAGUGGCGAGCUUCGCUGGCCCCCAGAUGACCUCAGUUCCCCUGACGACGACUCCGGAGAGGUUGAGGCCGAGGCAGUAGGCGGGGAUCAUCCCGAAGACGAAGAGCAAGUUGACAGAAUGAUGGGAGGAGUUUAAAACGGACUCUCGCAGGGCUGGCACCAUUCCAGCCAUUCACAGUGAGUUUCUCUAUGAUGGACAGCAGCAAGGAGGAGGGAGGGUCUUCAGGCUAAGCCCGUAAUUAAUAGAACCGCCAACAUGUUGGUAGACCUCCACACCACUUGGUGGGGCCGAGUCCUGCACGAUUGUCUUAAAUAGCUCUUACGUGCCAAACCUUAGUGGGUAGCUUGCUACUGUAAAUCAAUUGUUGCUUAUUUUACUUUAUGUUUCACAAUGCCAUUUUUAAGUACACCCCUUUCAGAGCUUAUCUGUGAUCUUAAGAUAUUGGAAAUAAAGACAGGAACACCUCUGUAUAUAAAAUGUUAAUGUAUCUGGCUAUCUUAGACCAAAGUCUAGAACACUGUACUCUUAUGAAAACUGUAUGUACACUGUAGAUAUACAGAUUUACACAGUGAGUUUGGAAGAGGAGAAUUCAUCCUUGUAUAGCUGUCAGCUUCUGCUCAAAUGCAUGUUAUUAUCUAUUAGUCCUUAUUACAGUUUUGUUUUCCUUUCAAACAACAGGAUUUGAAGCAUCAUUUUAUUACAAAGCACAUGUAUUUGAAAAAACAUAAUUUUCACAUAACUGUUUUAUUAUUUAAUAUUUUGCCCAAUUUCAUAGCGUGUCUGGGAUUGUUUUUGUUCAUUAAACUUAUAAACGCAACAUGUAAAGUGUUGGUCCCAUGUUUCAUGAGCUGAAAUAAAAGAUCCCAGAAAUUUUC
This is a messenger RNA of Salmo salar (Atlantic salmon), 1314 nucleotides long. The record is from RefSeq and is a predicted model, not a curated record. NCBI's taxonomy places the organism in Eukaryota, Metazoa, Chordata, Actinopteri, Salmoniformes, Salmonidae.